This is a messenger RNA of Cuscuta campestris, 1844 nucleotides long. The record is from the annotation of a GenBank genome assembly. Lineage: Eukaryota; Viridiplantae; Streptophyta; Magnoliopsida; Solanales; Convolvulaceae.
UAAGAUUACAAAAUGCACACAUUUUGUGAUUUGAAAUGGUGAGCGUGGAAUAGGAAUCCUUUGAACUUUGACUACUCCACCCUAAGUCUCUGUACCCAUUUGUGUCACUCCGUAUUUUUGUUGCGAAAAACACGUGAGAGAGAGAGAGAGAGCAGUUCGCCAGAGCCGGCCGGCGGGAACCAUGACAGCUUCUUCACCGCCGCAUCCGCCGCCGCCACCUCCAGAUCUGCAAGAGCUGCCAAUAACUCUCCCCGCCGCCGGCCCUCCGAGCAGAAAGAACAACAAACUCACUCUGGUCCCACUCAUCUUCCUCAUCUACUUCGAGGUCGCCGGCGGCCCCUUCGGAGAGGAACCCGCGGUCCAAGCCGCCGGCCCUCUGCUCGCCAUCAUCGGAUUCCUCAUCUUCCCGUUCAUCUGGAGCAUCCCGGAGGCCCUGAUCACCGCCGAGCUCUCCACCGCGUUCCCCGGCAACGGCGGAUUCGUGAUCUGGGCCGACCAGGCCUUCGGCCCCUUCUUCGGAUCUCUCAUGGGAUCUCUCAAAUUCCUCAGCGGCGUCAUCAACAUCGCCUCCUUCCCCGCCCUAGGCAUCGACUACCUGAAACGAAUUUUCCCGGUGUUCUCCUCCGGACCGCCCCGACACGCCGCCGUGCUCGGAUCCACCCUCCUCCUCUCCUUCCUCAACUACACCGGUCUAUCCAUCGUCGGCUGGACCGCCGUCUUCCUCGGCGUCAUCUCCCUCCUCCCCUUCCUCCUCUUAUCCCUCAUCGCGAUCCCCAAAAUCCGCCCUCACCGUUGGGGCAGUUUGGGGCAAAAGGGUCUGAAGAAAGAUUGGAACCUAUUCUUCAACACCCUCUUCUGGAACCUCAAUUUCUGGGACAACGUCAGCACAAUGGCCGGCGAGGUGGAGAGUCCCCGGAAAACUUUCCCCGCCGCCCUGUCAGCGUCCGUGGUCCUCACCUGUCUGGGCUACAUCCUCCCACUCCUGGCGGUCACCGGGUCGGUCUCGGUCGACCAGAGGGAGUGGGAGUCGGGCUUCAUGGCCACGGCCGCGGGCAUGAUCGCGGGCGACUGGCUCAAGUUCUGGGUCGAGACGGGCGCGGUCCUGUCCGCGGUCGGGCUCUUCGAAGCCCAGACGAGCAGCUGCGCGUUCCAGCUGCUGGGCCAGGCGGAACGCGCAUUCCUGCCGGAGAUCUUCCUGAGGCGCUCCGAGGCGUUCGGCACGCCGUGGGCCGGGAUCCUGCUGACGUCAGCGAUCGCGCUGGCGGCGUCGAACAUGGACUUCGAUGACAUCAUCUCGUGCGCCAACUUCCUGUACAGCCUGGGGAUGCUGCUGGAGUUCGCGGCGUUUGUGUGGCUGAGGAGGGCGGCACCGGAGGUGGAGAGGCCGUACAGGGUGCCGCUGGGGGUGCCCGGUUUGGUGGCCAUGUGUUUGGUCCCGUCGGUUUUCUUGGUGUACAUUAUGGUCAUUGCCACCAAAUUGGUGUUCCUGGUGAGCGGGCUGAUGACGGCUGGAGGGGUAGGAUGGUACUUUCUCAUGAAACUUUGCAAGGAGAAGAAAUGGCUGAAGUUCAGCAAUGGGUGUGGUGAGAACACCAUUUAUGUACAAUGAUGGCAGGUUAACGUUUUCGAUUAACGUUUUGAAUAAUUUUUUAAUGGUGUGGAUUAAUUUUAAAAACGUUAAAGUUAAAUUCUGCCGUUAAAUAAUUUUUUAAAGUGAUGGAAAAUUAGAUGUUUGAGUAGGAAAUCUGUUUUUCUUGUCUUUAUUUUAUUUUACAAAAGUAUAAAUUUGUCAAUGUUGUUGUCAUUGAGAUUCUUUGGAAUCAGAAUAUAUUAUGUGUGGCUAU